CGCGAGCAACUCGAGUGGACUUCUUCACCUUGGUGGCGCUCCAGUCAUAAAGAGCCCACAGAGCAACACCAACACGGCGGUCAAACAUCAGCAGCCGCUCCGGUGAUCCGCUCUCCUCAGCGCCUUCACUAAGGAGAUUUAACGCACGCAACCUGAAGACAUGAGUGGCACGAAAAAGAUGGAGGACGAGGCGGUCCUGGACCGGGGGGCAUCCCUGCUCAAACACAUUUGUGAUGAGGAGGAGGUGGAGGGUCACCACACCAUUUACAUUGGUGUGCAUGUGCCCAAGAGCUACCGGCGACGGCGGCGCCACCGCCGCCGAGCGAGCCACAAGGACAAAAAGGAGAAGCUGACGGAGAACGCCUCUGACAAGUCAGACACGGAAAACAACGAUGAGGCCAGCAACAGCAUCCUCAAACCUCUCAUCUCGCCGGCGGCCGAGAGGAUCCGCUUCAUCCUCGGGGAAGAGGACGAUGGCCCGGCGCCUCCUCAGCUCUUCACCGAGCUGGAUGAGCUGCUGUCUGUGGACGGGCAGGAGAUGGAGUGGAAGGAGACGGCCAGGUGGAUCAAGUUUGAGGAGAAGGUGGAGAAAGGAGGGGAGCGCUGGAGUAAGCCUCACGUGGCCACGCUGUCUCUACACAGCCUGUUUGAGCUGCGGACGUGCAUCGAGAAAGGCACCAUCAUGCUGGACUUGGAAGCUUCCACUCUUCCACAGGUUGUGGAGCUGAUCACGGACAACCAGAUCGAGAUCGGCCAGCUGAAACCCGAGCUGAAGGACAAGGUGACGUACACGUUGCUGCGGAAGCAUCGCCACCAGACCAAGAAGUCCAACCUGCGCUCGCUGGCCGACAUCGGCAAGACGGUGUCCAGUGCAAACAGUCCGACCACCACUCACAGGAACCUGACGUCCAGCAGCCUGAACGACAUUUCUGACAAACCGGAAAAGGAUCAGCUGAGGAACAAAUUCAUGAAGAAGUUGCCGAGAGACGCGGAGGCCUCCAACGUGCUGGUGGGGGAGGUGGACUUCCUGGACGCCCCGUUCGUGGCGUUUGUCCGUCUGCAGCAGGCCGUGAUGCUCGGAGCGCUGACCGAAGUUCCCGUUCCCACAAGGUUCUUGUUCAUCUUGCUUGGACCAAAAGGCAAAGCCAAGUCGUACCAUGAGAUCGGCCGAGCGAUCGCCACGCUGAUGUCAGAUGAGGUCUUUCACGACAUUGCAUACAAGGCCAAGGACAGACAGGACCUGCUGGCGGGUAUCGACGAGUUCCUGGACGAAGUGAUCGUGCUUCCUCCUGGGGAAUGGGACCCGGCCAUCAGGAUAGAGCCUCCGAAAAACCUCCCGCCCUCAGACAAAAGGAAAAACAUGUACGCAGGAGGAGACUCUCAGAUGAACGGAGACAUGCCGCAUGACGGCGGUCACGGAGGAGGGGGGCACGCUGUCGGAGACGAGCUGAAGAAGACCGGGAGGUUCUGUGGGGGCCUCAUACUUGACAUCAAGCGAAAAGCACCUUUCUUCAUCAGUGACUUCACCGACGCCUUUCACAUCCAGGCGCUGUCGGCCAUUUUGUUCAUCUACCUGGGAACCGUGACGAACGCCAUCACUUUUGGCGGUCUGCUGGGCGACGCGACGGAGAACAUGCAGGGUGUGUUGGAGAGUUUCCUGGGCACUGCCAUCACGGGGGCGGUUUUCUGCCUCCUCGCCGGCCAGCCUCUCACCAUCCUGAGCAGCACGGGGCCCGUUUUGGUGUUUGAAAGGCUGCUCUUUAACUUCAGCAGAGAUAAUAGCUUCGACUACCUGGAGUUCCGCCUGUGGAUCGGCCUGUGGUCGGCCUUCUUCUGCCUGGUGCUCGUGGCCACGGACGCCAGCUUCCUGGUGCAGUACUUCACUCGCUUCACGGAGGAGGGCUUCUCAUGCCUCAUCAGCUUCAUCUUCAUCUACGAUGCCUUCAAGAAGAUGCUGAAACUCGCCCACCACUAUCCCAUCAACUCCGACUUCAAGAUGGAGUACGUGACGCAGUACGACUGCCUCUGCAUGGCCCCGGCUGUCUUAGAAAACAGUACCGAGCAAAUUGAUGAUCUCCCUGAAGAUUCUUCAGUCUGGUUCUGGAACAACACAGUUCUGCCGAUGAACGCCACAUGGUCGUCCCUCACAAAGACGGAGUGCUUGAAGUACAAAGGAGAGCUGGUGGGGAAGGCCUGCGGCUUUGUCCCCGACAUCACUCUCAUGUCCUUCAUCCUGUUCUUCGGUACCUACACCUGCUCCAUGUGUCUGAAGAAAUUCAAGACCAGCCCGUUCUUCCCCACCACGGUGAGAAAACUCAUCAGUGACUUCGCCAUCAUCCUGGCCAUCCUCAUCUUCUGUGGAGUCGAUAUGCUAAUCGGAGUCGAUACUCCCAAACUCAUAGUGCCAAGUGAAUUCAAGCCAACCAGCCCGAAUCGGGGUUGGUUUGUUCCCCCUUUCGGUGGAAACCCCUGGUGGGUCUACCUGGCAUCAGCUCUGCCCGCACUUCUGGUCACUAUUCUGGUCUUCAUGGAUCAACAGAUCACAGCAGUGAUCGUCAAUAGAAAGGAGCACAAACUAAAGAAAGGGGCAGGCUACCAUCUGGACCUGUUCUGGGUGGCCGUCCUGCUCAUUGUUUGCUCCUUCAUGGGCCUGCCGUGGUACGUGGCUGCCACCGUCAUCUCCAUCGCUCACAUCGACAGUCUGAAGAUGGAAACGGAGACUUCGGCUCCCGGAGAGCAGCCCAAGUUUCUGGGUGUGAGAGAGCAGAGGGUUACGGGUGUUUUCGUCUUCAUCCUGACCGGACUGUCUGUUUUCAUGUCUCCUAUGUUGAAGUUCAUCCCCAUGCCUGUUCUGUAUGGAGUCUUCCUCUACAUGGGAGUCGCCUCUCUCAACGGGGUGCAGUUUAUGGACCGUAUCAAGCUGCUGCUGAUGCCGGCGAAGCACCAGCCGGACCUGGUUUACCUGCGACACGUCCCCCUCAGGAAGGUCCACCUCUUCACCUUCAUCCAGGUCCUCUGCCUGGCUCUGCUCUGGAUCCUCAAGUCCACCGUGGCCGCCAUCGUUUUCCCCGUCAUGAUCCUGGCUCUGGUGGCGGUGAGGAAAGCCAUGGACUACAUGUUCUCCCAGCACGACCUCAGCUUCCUGGACGACGUGAUCCCGGAGAAGGACAAGAAGAAGAAGGAGGACGAGAAGAAGAAGAAGAAGAAGCAGAGCAGCAUAGACAGCGACGGCGAAGACUCUGACUGUCAUUACACUGAGAAUGUUCCCAGCAUUAAAAUCCCCAUGGACAUGAUGGAGCAGGAGCCCUUCUUAGGUGAUAAGGCCUCGGACAGAGAGAAGUCCCCUUCAUUCCUUGAACGCCACACAUCGUGCUGAGCAGCUUCGCUACUACCAGGCAAACUACUUAUCCAGCCCGGAGAUGAGUCCGCUGAAGUCUGUGCCUCAGAUUAGAAUAAACAUGGACCCAGACGACGACGACGACGACGACGAUAAUUCCUUCUACUGGAAGAGCAGAGGCUCAGAAACGUCUCUGUAAGAGCGGCGGACCACCGCCGGGCAAACCCGCAACUCUUUCCACUGACUUUAAAUUACGCUGAACACUGGGGAAAAAAAAGGGAAAGUGUGUUUGAAGCAAACUGAUACACUAAAGAACACUGUUUUUGUCUUUUAAUAAUAUUUAAGAAGUAUUUCUUUCUUCCUCCUCGUCUUUUCUUUGUAUUUUUCACACGACAGCGAAACGGUCU
Messenger RNA from Salarias fasciatus (jewelled blenny), 3744 nucleotides. Its product is annotated as electrogenic sodium bicarbonate cotransporter 1-like. The transcript has 27 exons. Gene Ontology annotation, molecular function: sodium:bicarbonate symporter activity; solute:inorganic anion antiporter activity; monoatomic anion transmembrane transporter activity. Gene Ontology annotation, biological process: monoatomic anion transport; transmembrane transport; regulation of intracellular pH. The coding region runs from base 161 to 3376 and encodes 1071 amino acids. Gene Ontology annotation, cellular component: plasma membrane; basolateral plasma membrane. NCBI's taxonomy places the organism in Eukaryota, Metazoa, Chordata, Actinopteri, Blenniiformes, Blenniidae. The record is from RefSeq and is a predicted model, not a curated record.